Magnolia sinica is the source of this 2030-nucleotide messenger RNA. Its product is annotated as protein HIGH CHLOROPHYLL FLUORESCENCE PHENOTYPE 173, chloroplastic. Bases 58 to 1770 code for a protein of 570 amino acids. The record is from RefSeq and is a predicted model, not a curated record. NCBI's taxonomy places the organism in Eukaryota, Viridiplantae, Streptophyta, Magnoliopsida, Magnoliales, Magnoliaceae. The transcript is spliced from 13 exons.
UGCUUCUUUAAAAAAAAAAAAAAUAGAAAGAAAGAAAGAAAGAAAGAAAGAAAACACAUGGCCCUAAGUGGUAGUAAAAUCCAUGGUAAUUGGCUGAAGAAUAAUGGUAAUCCUUUAUCCCUCCAGACUUGCAAAUUCUUGGGUGUUUCUAUUCCCAAUUCCAAGUCAUCAUCGUCAUCAUUAAGGCGAGAGCGUGGUCUUAGCCGCUGCCAGUUGGAAGAUGAUGCAUCAGAUGGUGAUGAGCAGUCCCCCAAACAAACACCUCCCUCCUCUGUUUCCUUGACCCUUGACGAUGUCAACCCUGUCGGUCUUGGCCGUCGUUCCCGUCAAAUUUUCGACGAGGUCUGGCGUAAGUUCUCCGGUCUCGGUCAGAUAUCUCGUACCCCUACAGAUGAUAGCCUCGAUCCCGUCCUUAUUCGGGGUCCCAUGUGUGAAUUUACCAUCCCUGGCGCUCAGGACACCACUGUGCUUGUUGUGGGUGCUACCAGCAGAAUUGGGAGGAUUGUCGUCCGUAAAUUGAUGUUGAGAGGCUACAAGGUCAAGGCUUUAGUGAGAAAAUCUGAUCAGCAAGUGAUAGAUAUGCUUCCAAGAUCAGUCUCGAUAGUGAUUGGUGAUGUGGGUGAACCUUCGACACUCAAGACUGCCAUGGAAGGUUGCAAUAAGAUCAUCUAUUGCGCCACUGCUCGUUCUGCUAUAACUGGGGAUCUAUACAGAGUGGAUUAUCAAGGAGUAUACAACAUCACCAAAGCAUUCCAGGAUUAUAACAAUAAACUGGCGCAGCUACGGGCUGGGAAAAGUAGCAAAAGCAAGCUCUUGAUUGCAAAAUUCAAAUCUGCUGAGUCUUUGGAGGGUUGGGAAGUUCGCCAGGGAAGUUACUUUCAGGAUGUCGUUGCUGCCAAGUACGAUGGGGGAAUGGAUGCUAAAUUCGAAUUCACAGAAACUGGAAAUGCUGUUUUCUCAGGAUAUGUGUUUACUAGAGGAGGUUAUGUGGAACUGUCCAAAAAACUUUCCCUUCCAUUAGGUAGCACUCUUGACAGAUAUGACGGCUUAGUUCUCUCUGUUGGUGGGAAUGGAAGAUCCUUUAUUUUAAUUCUUGAAGCUGGUCCAUCCGCAGAUACAUCUCAAAGCAAAUUGUAUUUUUCUCGAAUGAGCACAAAAGUGGGCUUCUGCAGGGUUAGAGUACCUUUUUCGUCUUUCCGUCCAGUGAAGCCAGAUGAUCCACCAUUGGACCCCUUCCUUGUGCAUACUUUAACUAUUCGUUUUGAACCAAGAAGACAGAGGCCUAUUGAAGGACCCACAGGAAUGACACAGGACCUUAGAAGCUUUAAACUUAUAAUGGAAUAUAUAAAAGCCUUGCCUACUGGCCAAGAAACAGACUUUAUAUUGGUUUCAUGUACAGGACUUGGAAUCGAACCGAGCAGAAGGGAACAGGUUCUUAAAGCCAAAAAGGCUGGAGAGGAAUCGUUAAGAAGAUCUGGCCUUGGAUACACAAUCAUUCGCCCUGGGCCACUGCAGGAAGAACCGGGUGGACAACGUGCGCUUAUCUUUGAUCAAGGGAACAGGAUUUCCCAGGGCAUCAGCUGCGCCGACGUGGCUGAUAUCUGUGUGAAGGCAUUGCAUGAUUCGACAGCCAGAAACAAAAGUUUUGAUGUAUGUUACGAAUACUUAGCUGAGCAAGGGAAAGAGCUCUAUGAACUGGUGGCCCAUUUGCCUGAUAAAGCAAAUAACUAUUUGACACCCGCUCUUUCCGUUCUAGAGAAGAACACCUGAUCAGCAUCGACGCAUUUAUAUACAUAUCUACUCCGUCUUCAUCUUCUAUUACCCUCCUCGAAUGAGGGCCUUGCAUUUGACCUUUUUCUUUUCUUUUCUUUUUCGUUCCAUGGUCUCUUCUCGUGUAAAUGCACACAUAUCGAUUUAUUUUUCGGUAAAUUGAGAAAAUGUAAAUGAAGGCUCAAAGAAAAGGUGAGGGCAUUGCAGAUAUAUCAGCCAUCAAGGGAGGGCAUUGCACCUAUAUCAGCCAAUCUCGUGUA